CAUAGAGAGGAGCUGUCAUUUUGAAUAUCAUUGAUAUUGCAGAGAUCUUUUGGAGAUUUCUUCGAUUUUUUUAGUAGAUUAGGACGUACAUCAUGUGGUGAAUAAGUGCAAUGUCCAAAAAUGGGUUGACAACUGUGAUUCAAAGAGGAAGGUAAUCCUAUCCCAAAAUGUCUCUGUCGGCCAAGAAGGGAAUCCUGCCGACGUUGUAUUCCUUCUUGGAGGAACUGGAACAGCCACUGAAAGAUAACGAAAACCGAACAUCGGUCACUGCAGCCAUUGCCAAGAAAGAUCUCGAAGGUCUCAAGUCGAAAUGGAAGGAAGAGGACACGUUUUACAGACAUCAGGACACAGGACUGAGUUACCUACACAUGGCUGUAAUGAAAGGCAACCUUGACAUCGUGAUGUACCUGGUCGAGGCCGGGAUGGAUGUAAGCGACACGGUGUACACUCGUAUCAACAAUAGAUACAGGAAUCUCUCAUGUCUUCACAUAGCAAUUGGUUUCAAACACAAACAUUUGUUAGCACAUCUUAAGAAAUUAGGAUGUGACGCCGAGGGAUAUUUAGGUAUCGGACAAGAUGCGGAAUCCUACGCCAUUCUAAAUGGAAUGUCACCACUGCACUUCGCCAUUCUUCUGAACGAAACUAACACAUUGCUCCAGCUGAUAGAAUGGCAGGCUCCAGUCAAUGCACAGUCGAAUCACGGCCUGACACCAUUACAUUUAGCGGCCAUGUUGAAUCACGAGGACGUUGCAAAGAUUUUGCUAAAAUUAAAAAUAAUCAAAGAUGUUCGAUCAAAAGAAGGUGCUACUCCACUGUUACUUGCGGCAGAAUAUGGUUCUCACAAAGUCUUGGAUUUGUUGCUUCAGCACGGCAACAAAGCUGACAUUCCGUCAUCAGACGGCUACACUGCACUCCAUGCUGCCGCCGAAAAUGGCUCAGUCAAUGCCUUAAUCCUUCUAAGCAAAACUGGUUGUAACUUGGACGGUCCAGCUGAUGCCAAAAAUCAUCAUUUGACCUACGAUUUAAAAGGUGCUACCGCUCUCCAUUUGGCUGUCGCAACUGGGAAACGUUACGCUGUAGAAGCGUUAUUAAAACAGGGAUCAGAUGCAAAUAUUGUGUGUUCGUAUUCAAAAGUUGGAGAAGAAGAGACUGUUACAAACGUCACAGCCCUCCACUUGGCCGUGGUGCACAACUCUGAGUUCCUCUGCAACAUUCUCCUGAAAUACAAUGCGAAAAUAAACAUUCAGACUUCUGAGAAAUCAUCCCCACUCUUGCUCAGCAUUUCUGAAAAUAAUUUGAAAGUUGGGAAGCUCCUGCUUGAGCAUGAAGCAGACGUCAACGUCAACAAUGGUGCUCCACUUUUUACAGCUGUCCGGAAAAAAUAUCUGGACUUUUGUAAUCUUCUCUUGCAACAGCCAGAUAUUUUGCUUGAAUGUCGGAACACAUUUUGGGAAGGGGAUAGCCUACAACCUAAGCGGUAUGAAAUGACGCCCCUACAUUUGGCUGCUUUGAACGGAAUGAAGGCCCUUGCCAACAAGCUUCUCGACCUUGGUGCUGAUGUCAACACAAAGAUGUCUCCGAAAGAGGGUCUCGCACCAUCGAUCAACCUUCUGCACACACUUGCAUCAAGUCUCCCAGACGACACCUCCCUACUUGAGAGAAUCGUGGAGGCUGGAUGCCCCAUUGAUGAGCAGACGUCAGAAGGAAGAACUCCCCUCUCAAUAGCAGUGCAAAUGUCUCAUCAUAGCCUUGUGAAUUUCUUCAUAGAGCAGGGUGCCGACAUCAAUUUGGCGGACCAGCAUGGCUACACUCCACUUCUCACUGCCGCUGAUCUGUCUCAUCCUAGCACGGAGGUGGUGGAGCUGCUCAUCAAAGGAGGCUGCGAUGUAGAUCGCGUUUUAGACGUGGAACAUGGUGGCUUUGCUGCGAUUCAUCUAGCCAUCGCGAGACGGGAGAUAAAAAUAGUGAAACUCCUCAUCGAAGGUGAAUGUGAUGUCAACAAACUAACAUCCGGUCCUUACUUAACCGUCAACUUGAUAAAAGCCACACCCCUAGUGAUUGCGAUUCGGGAACUGCAGGGUGAUGAUCUGGAUGAAGUCGUCGAACUCUUGCUCAAGAAGGGUGCCGAUAUUUCUCUGUGUUAUGAGACUAGUGGUGGGGAUGAAAUCCCCUCGUAUGGAGACCAAGACCAAGAGAUUGACGGGACGCUUCAGCUUACCCCGCUGCAUGCUGCCGUGUUUCAUGAUAGGGUCAAUGUUAUUCGAACCCUUAUUCGACAUGGCGCCAGUGUCAAUGCUCGGAGUCCCACUGGCGUCCCAUUGACACCACUCUCUAUGGCCCUACGGGAAGAAAAUUUUGAAGUGGCCAAACUACUGGUAAAGAAAGGGGCAGACGUGAACCCAAUUUUUGACGAGCCAUUCUCAAAUUAUCAAGGUCUUGAAAAAUAUCCCUUUCACCACGCUAUUGCUGUUAACGGGCCAUCUCUCCUGGAAAUGCUGGAUCUUUUGGCAGAUUUUGGUGCCGAUGUCUUCAGUUUAUGCGCUCUACCUGAUAAGGAAGUAGGCCCAAUGACGGCACUGUCGCUGGCAUGCGCCCAGGAAUGCGAACCCAGUACCGAUCAUCCGGUGCAAAAAGUCAUGAGAAUCGGAGCAGACGUGAACGCCUACUCUCCGGCUUCAGCAGGCCUCCCUCCGCUUACGACAUUUCUGCAAACGAAAUCGGCAGUGUGUGAUGUCGACUUAGAGGACUUAGAAAUAUUACUAAAACACGGAGCAGACCCUAACAGAACAAAUGACAAGAGGGAGGGCUACAAAAAUCAAAACCCGCUGAAUAUCGCUGCAGAAUAUGGAGAUUAUGGUUUUGUUCCACCUCUGAUAAAAGCCGGCGCCGACGUUAUGAUGCCCCUGAUUGACGAAGUAUUGGAUACUGAAGUUCUCCCAGCAUUCCACAUUCUGUUCCACGAGUUUAACGACAAGAGUAAAAUGCUGUUCUUCAAUCAUGGUACUGAUAUCAACUUCUCAGGACAUCGCGGCUUCAACAUCUUAAAUUACGUCGCGAAAGACGUCUCGGAUGAUGGCAUGGUCGAGCAUCUCUUGAAAUUGGGAGCAGAUGUCAAUCAGGAAGCAAUAUUUGCAGAAAAUAACGGGGACGAUUCGCCCGAAAUCAUGCUGAUGGCACCGAUCCACAUGCUACUGAUGCGCGGAUGGGGCUGCGAAGAAGUCGCCGACCAAUUUAUCAAGAGUUCGGGCAAUGUGAACAUGGCCUGUUUUGUUGACCAGGUGGAGCUGUCAGUAUUGAUGUUGUGUAUGAUGGUGAAUGAUAGUGUUCUGGCCGAGAAGCUGAUACGGUUUGGAGCAGACAUCAACUUCCAGGAUCCAGUGCAAGGACAGACAGCUCUUUUCCUUGCCAUUGAUGACCGUGAUUACGCAUGCUUCCAAGUGCUAAUGGAUGCUGGAUGCGACGUCAACUUGCAGACGAACCUCGGCAUCACACCAGUGAUUCAGGCGACGAUGAUGGGCGAUAUCGAAAUGGUACGGAGCCUGAUUGGUGCAAACUGCGACGUCAAUGCUACUUGUGUGUCUACUGGUGAACCAGAUGAUGAUGAUGAUGAUGACAAUGGUGAUAGUGGUGGUGGUGGUGACGAUGGUGAUGAUGAUAAUGAUGAUGAUGGUGGUGCUUCUACUGAUGAUAAUGACAAUGAUGAAAAUGAGGAUGAUGAUGAUGAUGAUGAUGGUGUUGAUGGUGAUGCAGAAGAAGAAUUCUGUAAUGAUGCGACUGCACUACAUCAGGCAGCCGAGUUGGGUCAUACCAAAAUCGUCAAGAUGCUACUUGAGGCGGGUGCUUGGAUAGACGCAAGGGAAACCCACAAAGGUUCGCCAGGCUUCACGCCCCUGCACUGUGCCGUUGUGGGCGGCCAUUGGGAUAUCGUUAGUGUCCUGGUUGAAGCUAAGUGCAAUAUAAACGCCCAGACAGAGGAAGGGAUGACAGUACUUCAUCUCGCUGUGAAAGAGAACAAUAUGCAGAUGGCAAAGUUCCUAAAUGAUAUUGGAGUCAACCCCACGAUCAAAAAUAAGAGUGGACAACUUGCGUCCGCAUUAUCCAAAACAAUGCACUUCACACAGGAGCUCGUGAAUUUCGAAGUGAAGUGGGCGUACCAUCACAAUCGGCCGUCACUGCAACGCAAACGCCUCAGCCUGCAUCAACGACUGAGUAUGCAGAAUCUUGGAUUGUUUGGGAUGAAUACACCGAGAGACGUGAAGGUGUCAGAGGGGACUGGGGCAAGAGGCGAGGCACCUGAAGGGAUGGAGGAUGCGUCGACAUCAGCGCAGGCUGGAGAAUUGGAAGAGCAGGAGGAACCUGAAGGGGACCCUAAUCAACAGCCUGAUGAUGUUUUAGAAUAUUUUGAUGACGAUGACUGAUCGGACGAUGUCCGCAACGAUUACUUAUGUGAUUCGCUACCCUGGACCUUUGGACUUUAUCUCCUCCAGCAUGUUCUGAAAGUGAAUCUCAGUCAUCAUCUGCUAUCUGUGAUAUUUUUUGCUGCCUCAGCUAUAUUUAUGCAAGCGCUUUUAGAUAUAAUAAUAGCGUACUCCUUGUGGGAAUUUUCCACCAAUUGUUUAGAAAUUAUCUCUUAAGUUUCUAUCUUCUACAUCAAUAUCUUAAAUAUAUUUUAGAAUAUACUGUGAUAUGUUUGUUUAUCUGUACAUUCUAGUGGCUAGGUUUUUUGAAACACCCUGUAGGUGUGCUAGGCCCUCUGAGUAGAUACCUGAGCACCUAACAAGAGGGUAGCACCAAGGAUGGAUUAGACUUCUUUCUUCUUCUUCUUCAGCGUUCGCUCUGCACUUGGAGGGGUCAUUCUCCUAGGAGUAAUCCUCCUCCAAGGCGGGAUGAGCGUAUCUUGCGUGUGUCUUUCAUUACCUUGAAUAUAUUUUUCUAUUUUUUUCAAAACGACCUUAUUUGUUAAUUCAUCAAUAUAGUGCCAUACAAUGUAUGU
Molecule: messenger RNA, 4993 nt
Organism: Lineus longissimus
Lineage: Eukaryota; Metazoa; Nemertea; Pilidiophora; Heteronemertea; Lineidae
Product: ankyrin-1-like
Exons: 12
Coding region: 168-4418 (1416 amino acids)
Biological process (GO): positive regulation of transcription by RNA polymerase II
Cellular component (GO): nucleus
Molecular function (GO): protein binding; transcription cis-regulatory region binding
Source: RefSeq, a predicted model, not a curated record